Messenger RNA from Micropterus dolomieu (smallmouth bass), 1174 nucleotides. RefSeq names its product inhibitor of growth family, member 4 (gene ing4). Gene Ontology annotation, cellular component: nucleus. The record is from RefSeq and is a predicted model, not a curated record. The transcript is spliced from 8 exons. Bases 65 to 814 code for a protein of 249 amino acids. Gene Ontology annotation, biological process: regulation of DNA-templated transcription; positive regulation of apoptotic process. NCBI's taxonomy places the organism in Eukaryota, Metazoa, Chordata, Actinopteri, Centrarchiformes, Centrarchidae.
GUGGAAACAACCAAUUAGACUGGUCCAUUUUGCACCGGAAGCUGUGUUGUUUACAUUUUCUAAGAUGGCGGCGGGGAUGUAUUUGGAGCAUUAUUUGGACAGCAUAGAAAACUUGCCCUUCGAGUUGCAGAGAAACUUCAAUUUGAUGAGGGAUCUAGAUCAACGCACAGAGGAUCUGAAAGGACAGAUAGACUCUCUGGCUAAAGAGUACACAGCCAAUGCCAGGACUCUUUCCUCUGAGCAAAAGCUGUCCAUACUGAGGCAGAUUCAGCAGUCUUACAGUAAAUGCAAGGAGUUUGGAGAUGAUAAGGUGCAACUGGCCAUGCAGACCUAUGAGAUGGUCGAUAAACACAUCAGACGUCUUGACACAGAUCUGGCUCGGUUUGAGGCUGACCUGAAGGAAAAGCAGAUUGAGAGCACGGACUAUGAUUCCACAUCUAGUAAGGGGAAGAAAGUUGAGUCCCGACAAAAGGAAAAGAAGACUGCUAAAACAAGAUCUAAAGUGAAGAGUUCAGAUGAAGAUGGCAGUCCCAAGAGUGCCCAGAAGAAAGUCAAACUCCUUCAGCCAGGAGAAUUCAGCAGCCCUACCACCAACUUUGGGAAUGUGCACCCAUCUGAUGUUCUGGACAUGCCAGUGGACCCCAACGAACCCACCUACUGUCUGUGCCAUCAGGUCUCUUAUGGCGAGAUGAUUGGCUGUGACAACACUGAUUGCUCCAUUGAGUGGUUCCAUUUUGCAUGUGUGGGCCUGACAACCAAACCAAGAGGCAAAUGGUAUUGUCCACGAUGCUCUCAAGACAGAAAGAGAAAAUAAAAACAGCUGGUUUACCUGGAACAAAAUGUGGACAAUGAUCAGAUGAUGAAAAUUAGAAGAAUAUUUCUUCAUUAGUUACUAGAAUUUUUUGUUUCUCAUCUUCCUUAACGUUUGGUGCUUUUUCUUUUGGUUUAUGUAAUUUGCCUGGGUAUGAUGCAGUGUGUGUGUGUGUGUGUGUGUGUGUGUGAGAGAGAAGGAGCGAAGUGGUUACAAAUGUAUUUAAAUAUUGAUUUUUUUUUUAAACGGUUAACAAUAAUUUUUUUAUUUUUAUUUUUUUUAAAGUUACCUUUGGUGCUCUUAUUAUGACUUUUUUUAUUAUAAUUUUUUUUUUACGAGUGAAUAAUAAACACUACAACUGCC